Musa acuminata AAA Group (dessert banana) is the source of this 1416-nucleotide messenger RNA. Its product is annotated as histidine-containing phosphotransfer protein 1-like. Gene Ontology annotation, molecular function: histidine phosphotransfer kinase activity; protein histidine kinase binding. The transcript is spliced from 6 exons. Gene Ontology annotation, biological process: cytokinin-activated signaling pathway; phosphorylation; phosphorelay signal transduction system. NCBI's taxonomy places the organism in Eukaryota, Viridiplantae, Streptophyta, Magnoliopsida, Zingiberales, Musaceae. The record is from RefSeq and is a predicted model, not a curated record. Bases 638 to 1096 code for a protein of 152 amino acids. Gene Ontology annotation, cellular component: nucleus; cytoplasm.
AGGGGAGACUCCAUUCCCAACUCAACCACAAAAUAUACAUGCAAUCAAGAUUAGGUUCAUGGGAAUAAAUCUACAAUGUGGAUUGCUUAAUGGAACACCCAGCCAUGGAGUAAAUCCUUUACAGAAGGAGGGGGUAAUCUUGGCAGCUGACAGCACCUAUCACCCAAACAGCAGCAGCCAAAAGCAGGUUCAGAAUCUUGUCCAUCGUUAGAGAGAGGAGAGUAGAUAGGAACUUGUGUUACUUGAUCAUUGGUGAGGGAAAGAGACACUGAGAGGGACCAAACUACGCCACAACAAGGCGAGUUCUAGAUUUGUGUUUUCCUAUCACAGUAAGCCAAUCGAAGGUGGCUGACACUUGUUUUUGCCUGGUUGGGCUGAGGUGCUCUUCCACAUCUCAAGAACCCAACCUGUCACUCCAGCAUAGAGAGAGAGAGAGAGAGAGAGAGAGAGAGAGAGAGAGAGAGAGAGUGGAGAUGGUAAGAGGAUAGGCUGUAAAGAGAGAAGCGAGGAUAGUAGCAAAAGAGGAAAGGGGCGAUUGAUGACGGAUGGUGAUGACAAUUUAUGGCCGAACUUAAAAGCAGCAAGUAAGACGAAGCGGUGAAGAAGAAACCGGGUCCCUGCGAGCAGAGGAGACAACAUGGAGUCGAGUAACUUGCAGAGGAGAUACAUUGACUUCACAUCAACCCUCUUCCGCGAGGGGUUUCUGGAUAGCCAGUACACACAGCUGCAGCAGCUGCAGGAUGAGAGCAACCCCGACUUUGUUACGGAGGUCGUCACUCUUUUCUUUCAAGAUUCUGAGAAGCUUCAGGAUGAACUAAGCAGGACGCUAGAUCAGGAGGUCGUGGACUUCAAGAAGGUGGCUGCUCAUGUGCACCAGUUAAAAGGCAGCAGUGCCAGCAUAGGUGCUCAGAGAGUCAAGAAUGUCUGCAUGGCCUUCCGCAUCUGCUGCGAGGAGAUGAACCGAGAAGGGUCAGCAUGCGAUCUCUCGAAAUACAUGAUUCUUGUUCUUGGUCGCCACCGAGUUCACCGUAGGACUCGCCUUGUUGCAGGUGCCUCAGAUGUCUGCAGCAAGUGCGGCAGGAGUAUUUCCUGGUGAAGAGCAAGCUGGAGACUCUGUUCCUGCUGGAGCAGCAGAUCGUGGCCGCCGGUGGAUCCAUCCCAAUAAUGUGGUAGCAGUCCUUGCGAAGCCAGGUGUUGAUAGGGCGCGGCGCAGGAAGAGUUGGCGAAGCUGUUUGUUCGCUUGCUGUCAAGCCAUGUUUUGUUAUGCUCUGCUUUCGCAGUUCCCUUUUGGCCCACUCGUGAGAGGAUGCCAUCAUGACUCAACAAACAAAAAACCUUUGGGUGUUAGAUCUGUACGCACCAUCUUGUUUCCCAUCUCUGUACUUGUGAUGAUACACGAUACUUGGUUUCUAACCA